CCUCCAACUGUCGGUUCCCAAAAUAUAUCCUCUCCACUUCCUUUUUUUUCUUAAUAAGGCAAAACAAGACUACCAUUUUACUUCUUCCCACUCAUCCUACACUCAUCUUUUUAGACCUAUCCACUUCCACCAAAAGAAAUCAGAGUUGCAGAAAAUUAUGAUUUGCAGACUUUUGUCCUCUUUUACACCAUAAACUACUCUACUCUUUCCUACCAUAAGCAAAAUCACCAUUUUUCAUUCUAUACCCACAAAAAACUACCAUUAACAAUGGUUACUGGAUGGCGUAGAGCUUUCUGCACUUCCAUUCCUAAAGACCCAGAACCAAAUACCACUCCAAAUCACACCACAAAUCGUAGUCCUAAACUGGGUUUCUCUAAAUUCACUUUCUUCUCUUCAUCUUCUCCUUCUACACUUCGACCUCAAACUCCUACUUCUGCACCUAAAACCCCAACUCUUCGUUGCAAAACCUCCAUUGAUGAAACUUCUUCAAAACUCAAAUGUAAAACCCCUCCCCCUUCUUCUCCUCAAUCAGUACAAUCUCCUUCUUCUUUUUCUCUCCUCCUUAAAAACUCUCUUCGUUUCUCAAAGCUUACUCGCUGUGGUGUUUGUCUUCACAAUGUCAAAGCGGGUCAAGGAACCGCCAUUUUUACUGCUGAAUGUUCUCAUUCUUUUCAUUUCCCAUGUAUUUCAAAUCUUGCUACUAAAACUAAUGGUGUAAUUUUAUCUUGCCCUCUUUGUGGAUCUCAAUGGAAGGAAACUCCUUACCUUGCAGUUACUCAGAAAAGUAAACCCAUUAAAAAAUCAAUCCCAACUGAUCUUCGUCUCUACGAUGACGAUGAACCGCUUGUAACCCACGUUUCGUCGAUUCAAUUCAACCCCAUACCCGAAUCCGAGGAAGAAAACGAACCCGAUGAUGAUCAAUUUCCUGGGUUUUUUUCGGAUCCAGUAACUCCUCGACCUCAAAAUACCCACAUGAACAAAGGAGUAGAUGUAACAAUAUCUCCAGAAUCAACUAUAAUAGCCGUAGGGCGAACCUACGAGACUUAUGCGGUUCUACUCACCGUAAAAGCCCCAACAUUUCCGGGUAGAAUCCGCCGUCCUUCGGUGGAUGUAGUGGUUGUUCUAGACAUUGGAUGUGAAAUAAAUGCCGGAAAAUUAAACUCCUUAAAAAGAUCAAUGAAAGGAAUGAUUUCUUCCCUCUCAUCAAACGAUCGUCUUUCAAUGGUUGCAUUUUCAUCUACGUCGAAAAGAUUACUUCCAUUGAGGAGAAUGACUCCUUCUGGAAGAAGAUCAGCUAGAAAAAUUAUAGACGCCAUUAAUAUAGCUCCGUCUGAAACGCAUAGCAGUGGUAAUAAUUACUGUCUAAACGAUGCGCUUAAGAAAGCUGCUAAAAUCAUACAAGAUCGUAAAGAGAAGAAUCAUUUUACUUCCAUCAUAUUAAUGGACGGUCAAGAUGAGAAGAGAGAAACUAACGAUCAAUUUCUUGUAUCUUCUACCCGGUUUUCUGAGAUUCCGGUUCAUACAUUUAAAAUUAAGGAGGGUUUUUCUGAAGAGGAAUUUGUUAAAACUGUGAACCAAUUUCUAAGCGUGGUGGUUUUAGAUGUUCGGUUUCAGAUCGGUUUAGCAACCGGAUCAGCUGCGGCGGAUAUAGUAGCUGUUUAUUCUUGUACGGGUAGACCGGGUUUACUUGGGUCCGGUUCAGCUAAACUAGGGGAUUUAUAUAGUGGUGAGGAGAGGGAACUAUUAGUUGAAUUGAAAGUUCCAGCAAGUUCUAUUGGGUCCCACCAUAUGUUAUCUGUAAGAUCAUAUCAUAAAGAUCCAUCAUUUUGUAAACAGGUGAUCUACGGUGGAGAUCAAUCUUUGAUUGUUCCUCGUCCUCACACCAUCCGAUCAUCAGACCCUAAAAUCCAACGCUUAAGAAGUCUUUUUGUUAUGACAAGGGCUGUAGCUGAAAGCAGGAGAUUAUUAGCUGAAAGAAAUGACUUUGUUGGAGCUGAGCGGCUUCUGGGAUUGGCUCGAGCCGUGUUGAGUCAGCGGAGUUUGAAAGUAGCCGCGGCUGGGGAGUAUAGGCGUAGAGUCGAAGCUGAAUUAGCCGAAGUUAAGUGGAGGCGUCAAACUCAGCAAGAAGAGACGCCGAGGAGAGAGAAAGAAGGAAGUAAUCGUAAUGGCGGUGGGUGUUGUGUGGUGGAUGAAAAGGGUGAGCCGUUAACGCCGACAUCGGCUUGGAAAGCAGCUGAACGGCUGGCUAAAGUGGCUAUGAUGAGGAAGAACUUAAACAGGGUUAGCGAUUUGCAUGGCUUCGAAGACGCUCGCUUCUAAUUUUUAUUAUAAUUUAAUGUUUAAAUAAAUAUUAAUAUAAUUAAAAUUAAGUUUUGUAAUUUAUUUAUAUUUAUUUAAAAAUUGUAAAAAAUAAAGAAAAUGAAAGGGAGAGAAAGCCAAAGAGUACCGGACGGCUGGGGCCUUUUGGUGCAUAUGAUUGAUGAGAAUUGGAGUUUAAAUGAAUGCAUCCCCACAAAUAUUUAAUUUGGGCAGGAUAGAGGACUUAUUUUUUGUCUUUUUUUUCCUUUUUAUAUGAAAAUGAACAAAAAAAUAAAAAAGGGAUUUAUGAUUAAUAAAGGGAGCAUCUUUUGAAAAGGAGAAAAGAGAAAUGGGGUGAAUCAAAAGUGAAGUUGUUAUUUAAUGUUUAAUUAAUAAUUAGGAGUAAUGUUGUGAUUUAGGUAAGAUUAGAUUAGAUUAGGGAUAUGGAUGUGAUUAUUAGAUUAUUAAUUGUAUUUGUAAAGAGAUUAACGGUAUCUUACAUUCCUAGUACCUGUUUCAAUCAUAUACUUUUCUUUUGUUUA
Amaranthus tricolor (Joseph's coat) is the source of this 2840-nucleotide messenger RNA. Its product is annotated as E3 ubiquitin-protein ligase WAVH1-like. The transcript has a single exon. Bases 268 to 2319 code for a protein of 683 amino acids. Lineage: Eukaryota; Viridiplantae; Streptophyta; Magnoliopsida; Caryophyllales; Amaranthaceae. The record is from RefSeq and is a predicted model, not a curated record.